Messenger RNA from Saccostrea cuccullata (small rock oyster), 970 nucleotides. RefSeq lists its product as uncharacterized. The record is from RefSeq and is a predicted model, not a curated record. Lineage: Eukaryota; Metazoa; Mollusca; Bivalvia; Ostreida; Ostreidae. Bases 147 to 893 code for a protein of 248 amino acids. The transcript has 7 exons.
UUGCAUGCAAAUGAUAUGGACAUGUAAAUAAACUUUUGAUUAUUGAUGUUUAUUUUUGAAGGUAGAUUUCCUAUUUCAAUAAAAUGAAAAACAAAAUGGUAUGGAAAGAAUGACGGUAUAGUAUUUUAAAGACAAGCGACAUCGAAAUGAAAGGGAUUCUAACAUUGUUACUACUUUUCAAUAUAAAGAAUCAAGUUUCUGGAAAACCCUGCAAUAUAUCCAUACCAACGAUAAACUAUGUAAUUUCCUGUCCAAAAAAUCAAUUGGAGUGGAUGGAAGCAGCCUCUAGAAAGCAAUGUGAUGUAAUAGCUCGCAUUCAAAACUGCACGACGGAAGCAGAGUUUCAGUAUCAUUGUUUAGUGAAUAAACAGAGAAAUGAAACCUUAGAGGUUUGCGCACCUACAAGGUUUCUGUUAGGAUUCUGUGUGGAUUAUGAUAUAACUUUGGCAAAAGUUACAGAAAACUACGACUUAAAGUGUAGUAAUUUUACUAAGCCAUGUCCAACUCGAUAUAUAUCAACUGAUGCCUAUAAAUAUCAAGAUUGCUAUCAAUUGAAAUACGCCAACAAACUGCUUCCGUUGUAUGAUGUGACUGAAAGAAAUAAUAAUACGACAAAGAUCAUAAAGAUUGGUACUGAAAGAAAUAAUAAUACGACAAAGAUCAUAAAGAUUGAUACAGAAACGAUAUUUUUCCCACUAUUCCUCGGAGUGUCCAUUGCGUUGGUCAUAAGUAUUCUGACUAUUUUUUUUGUAAUAAUGAAGAAAAGGAGAUGGUGUUAUAAUAAAGAAUAUGCCAAGAUUGCUCAGGAUGAUCCAUCAGGUAUGAUUUCAUAUGAUAACGUAAAGCAAGCAACUUCACCCCGACUUAUUCACAUAAGAUUGUUUUUACAAUAAUUGCACAGUUUACAGUUUAAUGUUUGAUAUUUAUUUGUAUCGAGAUAAUAAUUUAAUUAACAAAAUAUGCCAAAUGC